AUGGAGACCGCUUCUGGCGACAAGAACGUGUACUCUUCUACGGAGAGGGCUUUUCUUGCAACACAGCGCAAGGUCUUCAAUGAUGCCGUGAUCAACUUCUUGACAGUCCGUCGAAGCAUGAUGUUCGUCUCGGUGGUAUUCUGUGUGCUGGCAUUUUUCAUUGAAGCUGCCGAUGUGCCCGGGGCGAUGAUGACAAGAAAUUCGUGGAUCCACAAAAGCAGAAUCGAGACAAACGGCAACGUUGUGCGUUUCCCACAGUUUGUGGAGAUGUCCAACCAGACCUGGACCGCAAAGGAUCCAGAGGCAUGGUUUGCGUACAGCACACACCUCUACACCGGGAUGUUUGCGAAGAUCAUCAGCCAAACGGCGAUGAUGGACAUCUUACAGGCAAUGCUUGAAGUCUGUUGUCAGGGAGCCAGCUGUUACUUCCUUUGGUGGUCGCUGAGGAAGUGGUCCCAUUUCAAUCAGUCGCACCGCGGGGUGCUCACCGGUUGGGCAUUCAGCCUGGUAGCACCCUUCCUGGCAACAGUGAUCCCCACGCGUCUAUUCGUGGACUGGUCCGUCCUGGAUCCCGUGGUGCACACCUUUGCCUCCGAGCUUUCGCAACACAUGGGCAAUCAAACAGAAGAUUUGGCAUCAAGUGUGAACAAUGCCUGCAUGCAGCUCAUAGACAUUGAGGGCAAAGGUCACAUAGAUAGCGCGGAGAACUUUGCCAAGAAGACAUGUUCCACGCUGAAGAUGACCCCGAACAAGCAUUUGAAGUGCUGUUCCUUCAUCAAGCUGGUGGACUUCGACUUCAGGCCGAUCCACUCCACUUGUGGCCAAGUCGAGGAUUAUCUCAACAAGCCAGACCGCUUCCACAAGCAGGCAAUCGAGCAAGCCACUGAGCUUUGCCGGACUACGGUGAUGCCAAACCUGAGGGGCACCAUCGAGCUCGGUUUUGAAAAUGCACUUCAAGUGGCAGCAUCGGCUGGGCCGAUUGCCCAACGAAUGAAGCAGAGCGUUUCUAUGGGCAUGGGUUUGAUCAAUGGGCUACGAGGCUUCAACACCAUCAUGCCUGCAGCUUUAGCACUCGCACCUGCGCUUCUCCGCGGGGCCUUGAAGGUGAAGGUUACAGCCCCGCAGUCCACCAUUCCAGGCAUGUUCGUGGUUGUGCUCCCACUGCUGUACUGUCCGAUGACGUGGGGAAUGUAUCACAUCUUCUUCCAGCUCCUGGGAGACUUCUGGAUGCUUUUGGGUUUGCUCGUCAUGGCCUUUGGCCCUAUGAUGUAUCUGGCUCUUGGCAGUUAUUACACCAUCACACGUCCUCUGACUGACAAGGCCGUCGCCCAGGUCAUGGUCAGCAUGAACCGUGCAUCCACCAUCCUCGCUCUCAUUGGGUACGUGUUCAUCUGCACUUUUGCCUGGAAGCGCUACAAACUCACGAUCGGCGACGAGGAUACGGAAGAAACCGCGAGCGUUGAGAGGGAUGCUUACAAGUACAUAGCUGAACAAAUUUCGGUGCUGCAGCCCAGUUUCUGGUUAAAGCUGGCUGGGGUCGCAAUGGCCAAGUACUUCUUUACCACACUGGCGGGCGUUGAUUGGAUGAUGGUGGAAAUUGGAAAGCAGCGACGGUAUGAGAUAUUAAUGGAGAUUUCGCAAAAGAUUAAGGCCUUGGAAACCAGUGGGACAGCAGUGCGCUAUCCUCAAGGUCUGAAAACUGAAGUAGAGAGACUGGAAAACUUGCAAGCAGCAGAAGAGCGACUUUUGCGCUUGGACUGUGUCUUCUACAUUCUCUAUGAUGAGGUGCCGAUGCACGUUGUUGAAGAGGAGGAAGUCAAUCCUCACGUGCCUUCCAUGCGAAGACGAACCACGGUGCUCGCUCCUGCAGUCUCUGGGCUGCUCGGGGAUGUUGAGAUGGAGCAGCUGGAACGUCCGAAAAAUGACAAGGAAGUGACGACGCCGGACUCGGCGCCAACGCCCGUCCAGAGCCCUCAGGGCUUGCCAACGCAUCCAACGUCGUCACCAAAUCUGCCACAUCCGACGUCAGAACCAGAUCUGCCACGCGUGGCAGAGGCUCAAAAACCUAGCGGGCCUAGCGCCUUGGACACUGCUUGGUCCUUUUUCUUCGGUCUUCGCGUCCCUGAAUCACGGCCUCACUCCCAGGGCUUGGCACCACGUCACGCCCGGAGCUUAGCACAACGGCCAGGACAUAGGUGGCCACCGCCACCCACAGAGACUUUCCCUAAUUCUCCCGGGUGGAGACCACAGGCUCCGCUUAUUUCGGACUGGACGUCGGCUGGUUCAAGUCAAUACAAUGCUCCUUUGCAACCCUUUCCUGCUCACUGGCAGCCUUCGCACGACGCCAAUCAGUUGCUACCGCCGCAGUGGCAGACAUCUUUGGGUCAGACUGGCGAGCCUUCGAGCGCUUCCUGGGCUCGCCACACAGUAGCACCAGGGCAGCAUUUGCGCCCUCAUUUCUGA
Molecule: messenger RNA, 2463 nt
Organism: Symbiodinium pilosum
Lineage: Eukaryota; Dinophyceae; Suessiales; Symbiodiniaceae
Source: the annotation of a GenBank genome assembly